Linum trigynum is the source of this 7096-nucleotide messenger RNA. NCBI's taxonomy places the organism in Eukaryota, Viridiplantae, Streptophyta, Magnoliopsida, Malpighiales, Linaceae. The record is from the annotation of a GenBank genome assembly.
AAUUCAAACUAUCUCCCAAGUGAAAUCAUAUUUUUUAUAUUUAAUUCAAGUUAGCAACCAGGGUGGCAAUCUGUAGUGGACAACAUAAAUCUGAUAAGAAGGCUGGGAAAUGAAGUAAAGGGAAGUAUAAAUAAAAUUAGUGCUUGAGGUUGGAUGAUCUUAGCUUAUGUUAAAGUAGUUUUUUCUUAAUUUUUGGUGGUCAAAAUUGUGCACCCAUCAAAUCUGGGUGGUUCAUCUGGUUUCGUUUCAAACUGUCAUAAAUCAUUGGGUCUAUUGUUAACUGUUUAAUCAAAUGAAUCGAAACAGUAGUUCUACUCGUACAACCGUUGAUUGGUUGGGUUGUUAUACGAAUGGCUGAAAUCUUUUUAACCUUGAAAUAAUAAUAAUAAUAAUAAUAAUAAUAAUAAUAAUAAUGAAAAAGAAGGCAAAUUCAUCCAGCAAUUAAUUACAAGUAGCCACCUUUGGGCACCCUUAACGAUCGGAUCAUCACCAGAGCCGAAGCAUGGGAGGUAAAUCGUUUACGUACCUCGCUCACUCUCUCUCCUUUCUUUCUCCAAACAAUGAAUUAACGAUGAACCCAUAAAAUUAAAAAAAAAAAAAGGAGAAAACUAAAAGGGUUCUCUUCUCCAUCGCCUCUCUCUUCUCUCUCUCUAGUGCAAUGGCAGCCGCAGGGGGCAAGAAAGAACGGCGACCGUCGUCGCUGUCGUCGACGGGAAUGGCGCUGGACAGCGUGGAGAUCGACAAGAUGGCUGACGUGCCAAUCAACGACACACCGCCGAGCAAGCCACACCUGCCCAGAAUGUCGGUGGACCUCGGCAAGUCCUCCGCCGGUGGGUUGGGGCGCACGGCAAGCAAUUUCGGGCAGUCGUUUCGGAGGACCACCAGCAACUUCGGCAACUUCGGGAUGUCUUUCCGGCGGACCACCAGCAGCGCGCUCAAGGGGAUCCUGCCCGGCGGGGGCAAGACGAGCACCGCCGCCGGGAGGCAGCAGCGGGUGCAGAGGACGGCGUCGUCCGCCGCCAGGGGGCUGCAGUCCCUCAGGUUUCUUGACCGGACGACAACCGGCAGGGAGACGGAUGCUUGGCGGGCGAUCGAGAGGCGCUUUGAUCAGUACGCCGUCGACGGCUUGCUGGCGAAGGAGCACUUCGCCGUCUGCAUUGGAAUGGCGGAUUCGACGGAAUUCGCGUCGGAGUUGUUCGAGGCGAUUGCGAGGCGGAAGUUCAUACCGACGGCCAAUGGUAUAACGAAAGAUCAAUUGAAGGUGUUUUGGGAAGACAUGACCAAACAAGACCUUGAUGCUCGUCUCCAGAUUUUCUUCGACAUGUGUGACAAGAACGGGGAUGGUAAACUUUCUGAAAAUGAAGUUAAAGAGGUCAUCCUCAUGAGCGCAUCGGCCAACAAGUUGACCAACCUAAAGGAGAACGCGGCCAAGUACGCAGCCCUAAUCAUGGACGAGAUGGACCCGGACCACAAGGGCUACAUCGAGAUCUGGCAGCUGGAGGCCCUCCUCUGCGGGAUGGUGAACCAAGACGCAUCCGCGGAGGCUAGCACCAAGAUGAACCGCCACGCCAAGUCCCUGGCCCGGGCCAUGAUCCCCAGCCGCUACCGCUCCCCGGUGGGACGCUUCUUCACCCACGCAGCCGAGUACGUCCACGAGAACUGGAAGAUCAUCUGGAUCCUGGCCCUGUGGGCCGCAGUCAACGCCUACCUCUUCCAGUGGAAGUUCUUCGCCUUCGUCGGGACACCGCUCUUCCAGAUCUCCGGCUACUGCCUCUGCAUCGCCAAGGCCACCGCCGAGACCAUCAAGUUCAACAUGGCACUCAUCCUCGUCCCGGUCUGCCGCCGGACCCUGACCUCCCUCCGGUCCACGGUACUGGGCAGGGUCAUCCCGUUCGACGACAACAUCAACUUCCACAAGGUCAUCUCCGUGGCCGUGGCCGUCGCGUCCCUGGCCCACACGGUGGCCCACGUGGCGUGCAACUACCCGCUCCUGGCGUCGUGCCCGAGGGCCAGGUUCGAGUCCCUGGUGGGGAGCGCGUUCGGGCACCGGCAGCCCACGUACGGAGCGCUGAUGGAGCAUUCCAUAAGCGUGACUGGGGUGCUGAUGGAUUUGAUCAUGGCAUUCUCCUUCACCCUGGCGACGCACUCGUUUAGGAGGAACGUGGUGAAGCUCCCCGGGAUGUUUCACAACUUGGCCGGAUUCAAUGCGUUUUGGUACGCUCACCAUUUGCUUGCCGUCGCCUAUGUUUUGCUCUUCUUGCAUGGUUGGUUCUUGCUCACCGACAAGCCUUGGUACCAGAAGACGACAUGGAUGUAUAUUGGUGGUCCAGUAACCCUGUAUGCUUUAGAAAGAGUGUUUUUGUCCUACAGAGAGCGCACAGAACCGGUCAACAUAAUUAAGGCAGUUAUAUACUCGGGAAAUGUUCUGGCAUUGUACAUGACAAAACCCAUGGGUUUCAAGUACAAGAGUGGAAUGUACAUCUUCGUCAAGUGCCCCAACAUCUCCAGCUUCGAAUGGCACCCAUUCUCAAUAACAUCAGCACCGGAUGACGAUUACCUAAGCGUCCACAUAAGAACCCUAGGCGACUGGACGAGGGAGAUGAAGAGCAUAUUCGCCAAAGUUUGUGAACCUCCACAGCAAGCCAAACCUAGAGCAAUGAACUUGAUGAGAAUGGAGACCAGAACUGUGUCCGACUCCAACUACGAGGAAAUACAAAAGACGUUCCCGACGAUCCUAGUGAAAGGACCAUUCGGGGCCCCGGCCCAAAACUACAAGAAGUUCGACAUAUUGCUGCUGGUAGGGUUAGGGAUUGGCGCCACUCCUUUUAUCAGCAUCAUAAAGGAUCUUCUCAACGCGCUUAGACCGAUGAGGCCAGGACAAUUCUCAGUGGAGCAAGCAUCCAGGAAAUGCCCAGAGAGAGCCUACUUCUAUUGGGUGACCAGAGAACAGGCGUCGUUUGAAUGGUUCAAGGGUGUCAUGGACGACAUUGCAGAGUACGAUCGCAAUCAUAUAAUUGAGAUGCACAAUUACUUAACCAGCGUGUACGAGGAAGGCGACGCCAGGUCGGCACUGAUCGCCAUGGUCCAGAAGCUUCAGCAUGCCAAGAACGGUGUUGAUAUUGUCUCCCAGAGUCGAAUAAGAACACAUUUUUCAAGACCUAACUGGAAAAGGGUUUUCUCGGAGUUGGAGAAGGCACAUCCAUCUUCUCAUAUAGGGGUGUUCUAUUGCGGGAGUGUCGCCCUGGUGAAGACAUUGAGGGAGCUUUGCCAGGACUUCAGCCUGAAUUCAACGACCCGCUUCCAUUUCCAUAAGGAGAACUUUUGAAGAACAAGACAUAUAUAGUAAAGUGGUCUGUGGAUGAGAGUUCUUCAUGUAAUUCACUGUGGUAAAAUAGACACUUCUAAUUAGUAAUAUUUUGUUUAUCUAGAGGGAAUUUAGAAGAAAAAAAAUUGGGCUAAGUUUAGAGGGUCUGAUUGUGAAUGUUGUAUAUUCAAUAGGGAUAGUCAUUUGGUACUUAAGUGAAGAACAAGAUAAAAGGAUGAUUUCUUUGUUCUAGGAAUUAGGAUAUGAAUCUUUCUGUUAAAUAAAAAAUAUUUUAUUAAGUUCAUACCUGCCCCAUAAAACAAGGGUGCCUCUCACACUAACCAUCAAAGGAAAAGUAAAGUGCUUUUGUUAAAGAUACAUAGAACUCACAAUGCUAACAUCUGUAAACUAUCCACUAACACUAUCACUACCCAGACCUCAGGUUUCGAAAGCUUCUUCGUGUUGGAAUUUUUAAUGGUGUGAAUGGGAAUAAAAGGGAAAGGAGCCAAGAGAAGCUCUGAAAGUACCACAUUAGUAAGAUGUGGGUAGGCGCCACCUAAAUUCAAUAAAUUAGAUUUAAUAUGUUGGUAGUCAGUUAAAUGAAUUUGUAAAACCAAUCUGACCAUGUUGAACCGAUUUGAACCUAAUCAAACCAAAAUAAUGUUGGGUUGGAAUAACCCAAUCAGUACAACUAUUAUGAUCUGAACCGAUGCAAUGGUUGGGAGUAUAACCAUCCACACAAAGAAUCGCAUACAUACCCAUUUAUUUUCUAAAAAUAGCCUCAAACCCCUUUGGGUUUCAUAUACGAUUUUUCUUAUUGAAACUCUGCCACAAUUCCAAUUGAUUUUUUCUUAGUUUUGAGUGUGUGUUCUUUUUUUUCAUUUAAUUUCUUGGUUGGUUCCUAAGGAAAGGAAAAUGGCAGGCGAUGGGCACGAAACAUUGUAUUGCUUUGAAAAUAUUAUUAGCCCACGCUCCCUUUGUACAUUUCGAUAAGCACUUGUUUGCCUUUUGGGUUUUUCCAAAACGGUCCUCCGACAACUAUCUUAAAGGGUUUUUGGACUGUUCGAAGAAGGCUCUUUCAUCUAAACUCAACUCUCUUCUCAGCACAAGAAAAAUUGGGGUAGUCUUUUUUACUUCAAAAAUUGAAGCAACAAAGGCAAAAUAGGAUGGUUUUUGGGCUGUUCGAAGAAGGCUCUUUCAUCUCCGCCUUCUGUUGCUACUACCAGCCUCUCUUCCCUUCCUGCUACAUCAUCUGGAUGUUUGGUGAUUUUUUACCUUUCUAUGAUUCUGUUGGCUUGUUUGGAGCUCUACGUUUUGUGUUGCUAUGCUUUGCUUAUACUCUGCUCCUGAUCGAUUUAUGCAUUUAGUUUCAGAUUGGACUGUUUUUGCUUAUUCCUGUUACAUAUAUGUGCCUGAUUUUGCUUCCAUUGGUGUUCUUUAUGCAUAAUUGCAUAGUAGUCUUUAGAAAUUAUUAGGAAUUUAUGUUGGGUAUUCUCUUGCAGCUCCUCCUUCCUUCCCUACUCCUGAACCCAAUUGCUAGGGAUGGCAAUUACCCACCCAUGGGUAAUUAUACCCAAACCCAAGUAGACCCAUUGAUAAUGGGUUGGGUAUGGGUGAAGUGCAUAUGGAUUUGAGGAGUUUGUAGAUGGGUUUGGGUAAAGUAUGAAUAUUGCUUCCAUAAUCUACAUGGGUUAGAUAUGAAUAUCCACUUACUUGAUGGUGUUUUAACUACACAUGCAAAAAUUGGACCUAUUUGUAAAACUUGAAAAAUUUAGGUACCAAAAUGUAAGACCAAAAAAAUUUAGGUACCAAAACGUAAUUUUCCAUCGAUAUUUUGAGGACUUAUAUGCAAAAAAAUUAAAUUUAGGUACUAAAUAUUCAUAUCUAUUAAGUUUAGGUACCAAAUUAUAAUUUGUAUUUGGGCAUGGGUACAAACCCAAAUACAUUUGUUAUAAACCCAACCCAACUCAAAGUAAAUGGGUGUGGGUACAAAACCAUCAAACUCUACUCAUAUCCAUCUAUUUGGAUUUCAAACCCAACCCAAUUGAAUUGGAUAGUAAAAAACUCAUAGGUAUGGGCAAAAUUGUCAUCCCUACCAAUUGCCGGCAGUUCUGGCCUCCGGCAUCUACCUACGUCCAGCGAUUACCCCUUGUCUUCUUUGUUUUUGUCCAACUGACAUGUGGCGUAGAGCUAACUUUCUCGGAUAAGGCCGAGUUCCGCGUGCCAGCAGCAGCGGUGCGGUGGCGGGUUGGAUAAGAAUAUUAUCCUUUAUAGCAUUGUUAGUUAAUAUGCCCUUGUUGUGUCUUUAAUUGCCACGUCUCUUUUGUGACUACGCUUUUUUGGUGAAUUUUAUUUUAUUGGACUAGUAAAGCAUUGGCUCUUUUGCUGUUGACUUUUGUCCGUUGCUCCUUUUUGUUUGUUAUUUACAGGGCCAAGAAAGGUUUGUGCGUACGGAUCCAGAUGCAUCCCCAUUCCUAUUGUGAUAAAGCUGCUUGUCUCUUUAUUCUUAGGAACUAAUAGAGCUGCCAUUUUGUGGCCUAAACGGCUUUUUCAUUGCAUGUUUGAUUAGUAUCGACUGACGUUAUUUUUACCCAUUGUAAUCAUAUUUGUCUACUAUUUCAUCUGACUAUGAUAUAAAAAAAAAACAUUGUAUUGCUUCCUAAUGAGUGUGCUUUGUCCUUAUCUUGGUGGUUCAGUGGUUCUAUCAUAUGUUGGGUAAAAUUAAAGGUAUGACAUAUUUUUUGUAAGAAAAUUAUAUAUAAAUCUUGAAUUGACCGGAGUUUGGCAUCUGUUAUUAUUUUCAAACCCAUAAAGAUUAAAAUAUAGAUCUUAAUUAUAUAAAUCUUAUACACUAAGAUUAAAUUGAUUAGAAACAAAAAUCAACGGUUAUGAUUCAUCAAAAUAUAGGGUUAAUUGCAAGGUUGGUCACUGAGAUUACUAAAAAUGUUCAUGUUUAGUCACUAAAAAUAUUUAAUUUCAUUCGUGGUCACUAAAAUUAGUAAAACAUUUCAAGUUCGGUCACUCUCCGUCCAACUCCGUUAACUUUAGCUAAUGUGGCAGUCAACUCUCAAAGUUGACCGUUAAUUGUGUGACGUGGCACUUAAAAAUAAUAAAAGAUUAAAACUUUAUAUUUUAAAUAUUCCACCUAAUUAUUAUCAUCACUAAAAAAAAUCUCACCAAAAAUUAAAAAAUAAAAAUCCUUAGCCAUUGGAUCUAGCCCGAACCCGUAGCUGUCGAAAUAGUGUGCUCCGGCAGUGCUUUUCCUAACUGGUGGCAUCGUGAUUUCCCUAGAUUUGCCGGUUGCUGGGUUCCAUAGACGCACUUCCGACUUGCCAUUGGACAUCAGAAAUACGUCGUUGAAAUUGUGUCAUUCCAACUUUUACAGACGGACUUGAGCUGUAACAGAUCUCUAGCGUUGAAAUUGUUGAGGGUGGAAAUAUUCUUUACGGAAAGUGAACGUAGUUCACGACUCUAUCAUAAUCCAGGUCACCCGGUCUCGGGCUAUCCUACGUGUACCCUCGCGAUAAAAGACCCAACAAUCGUAAAGAAUAAUUUCCGGUACAAUGGCUCGAAAUGCUCUUUACAAGAAACUGGUUCCGGUCUAUGGAAUUAUGAGAAUUUUCGAUGAUGGGUAUUUCAUCGAUGGCGGUAGAAGAUGGGUGUUCUUCGUACUAGUCUCAUGGUGUAUUCCAUAUCCGGAAGGUAACUUGGAAGAGAGAUGAUUCAAAGAUGAGGAAGAAGGAGAAUGAUUUGUAAAAUGGAGAAAUAGAAGAAUGAAAAUUGCCUUUGGGU